Messenger RNA from Triticum aestivum (bread wheat), 3072 nucleotides. RefSeq lists its product as uncharacterized. The transcript has 3 exons. NCBI's taxonomy places the organism in Eukaryota, Viridiplantae, Streptophyta, Magnoliopsida, Poales, Poaceae. Bases 73 to 1065 code for a protein of 330 amino acids. Gene Ontology annotation, molecular function: protein binding. The record is from RefSeq and is a predicted model, not a curated record.
CUCCGUUGGGCUUUCGAUCUCGCCCCAACUAGCAGCGUCCUCCCGCACCGCACGACCUCUGAGGACAGCGAGAUGUCUCCGGCGGCGGCGGCGGCGCCACUGGACGACGAAAACCUACUCGCCGAGAUCCUCCUCCGCCUCCCGCCGCUGCCAUCCACCCUCCUCCGCGCCUCCCUCGUCUGCAAGCGCUGGCGCCUCCUCGUCUCCGACGUCCGCUUUUUCCGCCGCUUCCGCGAGCACCACCGCCACAGCCCUCCCCUCCUCGGCUGCUUCGUCGAAGGCGACCGAUGCGUCUCCUACACGCCCACCAUGGAUCCCCCCGACCGCGUCCCCGCCGAGCGCCUCUCGUUGCAGCUCGACGAGACCUGCCACUCCUGGGUCCUCGGCAGCCGCCACGGCCUCGUGCUCAUCUCCCCCAACUCACGGAAUCACGUCCUGGUGUGGGACCCCGCCACCGGCGAGCAGCACCGGAUCGCUUUUCCCCCAGGGUUCGUCGGGGUCGCGAACUCGAUCCACGGGGCGGUGCUUCGCGCCGCCGGCGAGGCCGGCCACUUCCAGGUGAUCUUGGUAGGGGUUGGCGGACAAGACAAGCAACACAUGCGAUUGCUCGCCCGCGUUUACUCGUCGGAGAAAGGCGUCUGGGGUGCUCUCAUCUCACCACUGAUUCCAUUCGAGGGAUAUACUACUAGGGGUAUUUUCGCCAUCUAUUUUCGGGGCUUCUCGGCUCUGAUGCUUGGGAAUUCCUUUUACUGGUGCCUUGGCGGGCGUUCGGAUGCAAUUCUCGAGUUUGAUUUGGAGAGGCAGACCCUAGAUGUGAUCCGAAUACCACCGUGUCUGUCUGAAGUGGACCUUCUCCAGUUCGCGGUUAUGCGGGCGGAGGGUGGUGGACUGGGUUUACUCUCCAUAUUAGGCUUCACCGCCCAAUUAUGGAAGAGAAAGACUGAUUGUAAUGGUGUUGCAUCAUGGGGGAUGGCAACAACUAUUGAACUGGACAAGCUACUUUCCCUUAAUCCAGAGAAGGAGAGAGUGCAACCCCUGAUAGAAAGGGCUUGCCGAGUACAAUAAUGUGGUUCUCCUGACUACAGGUGGUGAUGGUGUCAUCAUGCUGCAGCUUGAGUCACUGCAAUUCAAGAAAUUUUAUGAGACUACCAACGCAUUUUAUCAUCAUCAAUUCGAAAGUGUGUAUUCUGCAGGGACGAGCAUUGGUGGUGGACAUGAUGGAGCUGAACUUUUGUCCAGUACAUAAGAUGAUUGUCUGGGUAGAUAUGCUAUUAUGAUUUUUGGUUGAGCAGGCCAGACACACAUGACGCUUACAGUUGGGUCCCGCUUAACUUAACACACGCUUCGCCAUCGCCAUCAUUAUCCGCGUACCUAACUCGGUGGCGCCCUUGCUCUCUACGUCUUCUCCUCUGUUCUGGCUGUGUCACCACCUUCAGUUGUUCAUUUCCUCAGUAGUGCUGCUUCAGUACAUUGAGAUCGUCCAGGUCGCCAGUUCUUGAGGAAUACCAGCCCAGUUGAUAAACCCUUGCAGUAUUAGCGGAACUCCCUUUCUUGACGAGUCGCCGAUCAAGAAUUGCUUCAGGUCUGGAUUCUCCACAUGUACUCAAUGAUUUUGGGAUAUGGAACACGGGAUGGACGGCACUUCCAGGCGGCAGUUCCAAGAGAUAUACCACUGAACCAAUCAGCUCCAGCACAGGGUAUGGUCCAAAGUAUUUGAAUUCCAGUUUCAGACAAGGCGUGUUCACCGCUGAACAUUAAGCAUUAGGCUGCAGUUUGUGCAAUACCUUCCCACCCACUUUAAUGGUUUCCUCUGAUCGAUGCUUGUCAGCUUGCAUUUUUGUUUUGUUCUGUGCAUUGGCCAGAUGCCCCUUUCGUCAGUCCAGUUGCACUUGACAUUCCGCCACAAUUUUGUCAGCUUCAGUUGAUGUUGCCAGCUGCACUUAACGUUCUGCCACAAUUUUUACCUUUAUUAAGUACUCCCUUCAUAAAGAAAUAUAAGAGUGUUUAGAUCACUACUUUAGUGAUCUAAACGUUCUUAUAUUUCUUUACGGAGGGAGUAACAAAUUAUGAUUGAGUUGUCAAAGUGUUGUUUUUUAGGCUUUUUCUGGAGCUAGUGAUUAGCCUGCUGAAGUUUUUCUUCUCUGCCCCCUGCCCUUCUGUCUCUCUCGCCAUGCAUAUGCUCUCUCUCUUGUAAAUUAUCUAUUUUAAUAAAAUGUAUUUACUGGCAGGGCCUCGCCUACAGUUUCCCCUAAAAAUUUGUUGUUUUUUUAUGCCACGCAGUCUAGAAAGAUGGCAUGUAUUUUGUACCGAAGGAAGUUGUAAAAUUAUAUUUCAAAUGAUUUGGUAAGCUAGAUGGUUCCACAUUUGCCUCUUUAGGAGUUAUUUGAACCAUUGGUCUCUUGGCCUCUACUGAGAGAAGAUGGCGAAAAUGAUCGGGAAUGUGCUGACAGUAGAAGUUGAAAGUGUUUUUGGUAGAAUUUCUCUGUAUAUUUCUGUUCCUUUCCAAAGGUGCUGAGAUGAUUCAACUUUAGUGUUUUUGGUAGAAUUUCCUUUAUGGUGAAGCUAAUUUUUACUGUUUGAAUCAUAAAAAGUGUUGAGGUUGCAUAACCUGCACUCUUUUCCAUGGAUUAGUAGUACAAAAUGGUUUGCCUAAUGACAUUGGUUGCUCCACAGGUACCUAGAGUUGUAUUCUGGCUACUGAGAUGCAGGAAUUUUCUUCUUUGCUGUGGGUCCGUCCAUUUUGUACGCUUCAGACGGAGAUAUCGACCCCCUAUGUUGCAUGCAUGGUCAACUGGGAAGUGGAAUUGUAGGAUUAAUCGUUCAUUGCUAACUACCUCUGUUAUGUAAAUUCUAGGCGCAAUUAGCCAACUGGCUUGUUGAAGAUACACACUUGCUUCGGUUAAUUAGCGUUUGGGGUACAUCUGCUUUAUGGUCUCCAAGCAAGCUUGCCUGCCUGAUGAUCUUGGCUAAUGUCAUGUGUGUGUUCACCGUCUCUCUGUUUCCGUUUGAUUAUGUUCCAUGUUGUAAUAGGUCUGGAUAUUUGAUUUGACGUAAUAUUCUUGCUUAUGUCCA